This is a messenger RNA of Ilex paraguariensis (yerba mate), 1189 nucleotides long. The record is from the annotation of a GenBank genome assembly. Lineage: Eukaryota; Viridiplantae; Streptophyta; Magnoliopsida; Aquifoliales; Aquifoliaceae.
AUGCUGUUGAUCAUUCUCAACAUUUUUUGUGCUGGUUUGCAUGCAAGUGACCUUCCUUUAACGCUAGAUUAUUACAAAUCUACAUGUCCGACUGUGCUUGAGAUUGUGAAGAGCGAAAUGGAAUGUGCAGUGCUCUCUGAUCCUCGCAAUGCCGCCUUGAUAUUAAGAUUGCAUUUCCAUGACUGCUUUGUUCAGGGAUGCGAUGGGUCAGUUUUGCUGGACGACACAAUCACACUCCAAGGAGAGAAGAAGGCUCCCAUUAACUUUCAUGCUCUGAAAGGGUUCAGAAUCAUCGAUAGGAUCAAGAACAAACUCGAAUCCGAGUGUCCUGGAAUAGUCUCUUGUGCUGAUCUCCUCACUGUUGCAGCAAGAGAUGCAGUUAUUCUGGUUGGUGGACCUUAUUGGGAUGUUCCUCUUGGCAGAAAGGACUCCAAAACUGCAAACUAUGACCUUGUGAGCACAAAUCUUCCUACUGCAAAUGAGGGUCUUCUCUCUAUUAUAACAAAGUUUCUAUAUCAAGGCCUCUCAGCUGAAGACAUGGUAGCUCUUUCUGGUGCUCACACCAUUGGCAUGGCACGUUGCGUGAACUUCCGAGGAAGAAUCUAUGGAGACUUCGAAACUACUGCAACAAUGAAUCCAAUUUCUGAGACAUACCUCAGCAAACUGAGAUCCAUCUGCCCGGCUGCUCCGGCUACCAAGGCUGACAAUAACGAGUCCGCCUUGGACUAUGUCACACCUAACCUCUUUGACAAUUCUUAUUACCAUAUACUCUUACAAGGGGACGGACUGAUCAAUUCAGAUCAGGAACUGUAUUCCAGUGUUUUUGGACUCGAAACGAAGCAGCUUGUGCAGAAGUAUGCUGAAAAUGGUAUUGCUUUCUUCGAGAAAUUCGCAGAAUCGAUGGUGAAAAUGGGGAAUAUAAUAAAUCCAGACACUUAUGUUGAUGGAGAAGUGAGAAAGAAUUGCAGGUUUGUGAACACAUGAGGUGCAACUUAUUUUUAAGGUGGUGGUCAAGAAGACCAAAAUCAUAAGAUUUAUGUAAUAGGGACAUUGUUAAAGUACAAGUUUUCUGUUAUUCAAUUUGUAUUGGUCAUAAAGAGUGGUGUUUUGAUAUCUGCAAGUUGCAGUGGAAUGAAGAAAAGGUAUGUUGUAUACUUAUAUGUACAAGACUGAAAGAUUGUUGCUCAAG